Molecule: messenger RNA, 777 nt
Organism: Phascolarctos cinereus (koala)
Lineage: Eukaryota; Metazoa; Chordata; Mammalia; Diprotodontia; Phascolarctidae
Source: RefSeq, a predicted model, not a curated record
AUGGCUAGUUCUGCCAAGAGGUUCCAGACAGAUGAAUACAGCAUGCCAAAGAUGGAUGCAGUACCAGUCAGGGAUCCAACGGAUACCAACAGGGCCCCUGUCAGUGGCAGGACAAUUUUAACCAGAGAGGAAUAUCCCCAAGGGAGGGUCUGCACACCCAGGGAGAUAAACUGGGGCUGGGGGCAGAGCAGCCACAGGGGAGGAGACACUGCAAAAUGGGGGCACUGUCCCAGCUUCUCUGUGGGCUCCUCAUGCUUUGGGUCCCAGGUUCCAGGGGGGGAAAUUGUGCUGACCCAGUCUCCAGCCUCAGUGUCUGUGAUCCCAGGAGAAAGAGUCACCAUCAACUGCAAGGCCAGUGAGAGUGUGAAACACAGUAAUGGAAACACUCAUCUGACCUGGUUCCAACAGAAACCUGGACAGUCUGUUCAGAGACUCAUGUACAAAGUUUCCAACCUGCACUCAGGAGUCCCUGCCCGAUUCAGUGGCAGUGGUGCUGAGAAGGAUUUCACCCUCACAAUCACCAGUGUGGAGCCUGAGGAUGGGGCAAAUUAUUACUGUUUUCAAGGAACUUCUCAACCUCGCACAGUGUUACAUCCCAGAACAAAAACUUCCCCAGGCAUAGGCUGGCUGGUCAGGGGGGCUCAGCUGCCUCCUCUACUUCCUCUCCUCCAGCAGCUGCUGGGCUGCCUGCUCAGGGGCAGGGUCUCUGGGGCUGACAGGAGAAAAGGGACUCAGGGCUCAAGGGAAAGGCCAUGGUCUGGCAGCUCUGUGCUCUGA